AUGGACGGGACUAUACCAAACGGUACCGAGCAGAACGGCGUAAAACAUGGGCGGUACUCUAUGCUGGAGGAGACCGAAAACACCCUCGAGACCCUGAUCCAACUGGCCAAGGACCAGAUACCACAGGAGUGUCGACGAUUGAUCACCAGUGUUACGUUCGAUACCGCAAACACAGGCAGCCCGUACUUUCCAUGUCCGUUUAAAGAGACCGAGGCAGUGGCUGCCCUGAAAGCGGUGGAGGCGGGCAUAGCAGCAUCCAUUGCCAAUCUGAUAGAGGGCGAGCGGGACAGACGCCUUUGUGUGAACCUGGAGCGGGCUUCGGCGUUUGUGUUCUCGGCGUAUCUAUCUACCAUUGCAGGGAUGAACAAGGGGAACAAGCGUGUCACAACAAUUCUGAAAGAUACCGAUCUCCUUCAGGCCCAAUCGAUACUUUACCGCCGACUGUCAGCCAACUUGUACGAGACUAAGAAUCCGGGCGAAUACUUCCAUCUCCAUGGCUCGCUCGAAGCUACCACCGCACUCAACAUGAUUGGCCUAGAGGGUCACCGACCUGACAUGACGGACUAUCGGGAGUGCGUUGACCUGAUUGAGAGUCAUGUGAAACAGUAUACAGCGGAAGAGCUAGAGGCUAUGAAUGCUAAGCACAGGCAAGCCGGUGUCACCGCUUUGAAGUGGGAAGACUUCAAGAAUACUCCACACGGCCGUACUCUCUUGCAAGAGCCCCCAUGGAGGGUAGCUACGUUAGAAUCAUCAUCACCACCUGCACCGUUUCCCGGUUCCUUAACCGCCGCGCCCAAACGACAAGUAUUAGCGGGUAUCAGAGUCUUGGAAUUAUGCAGAGUCAUCGCCGGGCCCGCGAUGGGAAGAGGCCUUGCCGAGUACGGAGCGGAUGUGAUCAAAGUCACUUCGCCGCACCUGAGCGACGUGCCCUUCUUCCAGGUCGAUGGCAACCUCGGCAAGCACACCACAGACCUCGAUCUCCGCAAGCCAGAGGACCGAAAGGUCUUUGAAGAGUUGCUACAGUCAGCGGACGUCGUGCUCGACGGGUACCGGCCGGGGUCUCUCAAGCGUCUUGGAUACUCACCGCGGCAAAUUGUUGAACUUACAAAGCACCGCAAUCGGGGUAUCGUCUAUGUUGCGGAAGACUGCUUUGGCCACGUGGGAGAGUGGGCGGGGAGGCCUGGCUGGCAGCAAAUUGCGGACUGUGUGACUGGGCUCGCCUGGCUUCAGGGCGAAUUCAUGGGCCUAAACGAACCGGUGGUACCUCCCUUUCCAAUGAGCGAUUAUGGGACCGGGUGUAUGGGGACUAUCGCAGCUCUCACCGGGCUUUACAAGCGCGCAAAGUACGGGGGCUCCUAUCACGGCACAACCUCGCUUUGCCAAUACGACAUCUAUCUCCUACAGCUUGGCAUCUAUCCGGAAGAUGAGCUACGCGAACUCCGACAGAUGCAUGAUCCUGAGUUCUUCGAGCUUCGCCAUUCCGACUCGGUGGAUGAGGUUGGAAAGCGCGCUCUCAAGUCCAUGCGCCGGACUCAUCCAGAACUUUUCGAGGACCGCCAUCUACAUGAAGGCUUUAGCAGAGCCUUCAAGGCGCCCAUCAAGUUCGUGCGGCCAGUAGUUGAUAUUGGGGGUACCUGGAAUGGGUUCUUGAGGAACUCGAGACCGAAUGGCUAUGAUGCACCUACUUGGGAAGGGUGGGAGAUGGAUGAGGAUAUGCUUACUGCAUGA
Molecule: messenger RNA, 1728 nt
Organism: Coniosporium apollinis CBS 100218
Lineage: Eukaryota; Fungi; Ascomycota; Dothideomycetes
Exons: 3
Coding region: 1-1728 (575 amino acids)
Molecular function (GO): catalytic activity
Source: RefSeq, a predicted model, not a curated record